UAGUUCUUCUUAUUCUUCUUCUCUGUGAUCUUCUCUGGCUAUUCUCUUACGUCUUCAAAAGCCUAGGGACCGAGUUGAAGCAAAUUAUAUCCGAAACGACAUGGGAAGAUCACCUUGUUGUGACAAGAAUGGUCUGAAGAAGGGCCCCUGGACUCCUGAAGAAGAUCAGAAACUCAUUGAUUAUAUUCAGAAGCAUGGCUAUGGCAACUGGAGGACACUUCCUAAGAAUGCUGGGUUGCAAAGGUGUGGAAAGAGCUGUCGUCUCCGUUGGACCAACUAUCUCCGGCCAGAUAUCAAACGAGGUCGUUUCUCUUUCGAAGAGGAGGAGACCAUCAUUCAGCUUCACAGCAUUCUCGGCAACAAGUGGUCGGCGAUUGCUUCUCGUUUGCCGGGAAGAACAGACAACGAGAUAAAGAACUACUGGAACACUCACAUUCGUAAGAGGCUUCUUCGUAUGGGGAUUGAUCCUGUGACUCACUCCCCACGUUUAGACCUUCUGGACCUCUCUUCCAUUCUCUAUGCUUCAUCAUCUUCUUCCUCACACCUCAACAAUAACGAUCUUUCAAGCCUGCAACUCGGCGGCAUGCAGGCUCCUUUACUUAACCCACACUUUCUCAAGCUAGCUUCUUCCCUCCUUUCAACUCAACGAAGAGAUCAUCCCCAAAACCUCAACUUCUGCAAUCAACAAAUCCCAGAUGCCUCACUGUUUCAACAAGAAAUGGCUUUACCUGGAUCACAGCCAAUGCUCCAACCCAAUGUAGAUCUAGAUCCUUACAUUUCUGCGAACUUCGCCGAGUUUGGCGAUUGGCAAAACAAUAACAGUGGGAUAGCUUCUUCAACUAAUGCUCUAACACAGGACUAUGUUCCUGAAUUGUUACCGAGCUUCCAAUACUACAGUUCCGAUAAUCAGUAUCAGAAUCUUAUGGACCUGCAGAAUAAUAACAACACCAACUUCAGCUUGGCCUCAGUUCAAUCCACACCAUCGAAUUCGAAUUCAACGUACAUCAAUGGAGGAAGCUGCAGCACGGAGGAUGAAAGAGAGAGCUAUAACAGCAGCAACAUGUUCAAGUUUGAAAUCCCAGAGAUUUUAGAUGUUAAUGACUUCAUGUAAUGUUGUUUGUAAUUAGUAAAUCAUUAAAGUCAGCCAAACAGGUUGAUUUUAUUUGCUUAUAGAUUUCCCCGCCUACUUUUCUGGGCUAUAUAGCUAUACCCACAUAUAGCUUCUGGUUGGAUAUUGCCUCUUCUGCCGGCGGCUUCCAUAAUACCUGUAACAUUUUCUAAUCUUUUUCA
Messenger RNA from Neltuma alba, 1290 nucleotides. RefSeq names its product transcription factor MYB102-like. Lineage: Eukaryota; Viridiplantae; Streptophyta; Magnoliopsida; Fabales; Fabaceae. The record is from RefSeq and is a predicted model, not a curated record. Bases 101 to 1111 code for a protein of 336 amino acids. The transcript has 3 exons.